Molecule: messenger RNA, 1686 nt
Organism: Periconia digitata
Lineage: Eukaryota; Fungi; Ascomycota; Dothideomycetes; Pleosporales; Periconiaceae
Source: the annotation of a GenBank genome assembly
AACCCAAAAAACCCAAGGAAAAAGCGGACCUUAUCGUCCCCUAUCGUCCACAACGUGCAUUCACAACGACACCGAUCGCAAUUGGCGAUGGCGAUCUUCCCAGGGAUCAAUCGAUGCGAUCAAGCGAGACAUGAAGCGCCGUCGGACCCGCAUACAGGAAUAUCCCAACACUUCAUCCCAUCGUCCCUCAUCGAUUGCAACAAACAUGUCUUUCUAGAGGACAUCUGAAACACACCACUCGUCAGCGCCACCACAGAACCACAUCGCUCUAAACCUAAAUUCUGCUGUUUCACGCGCUGUGGCGAUGGUUGUGGUAUGUGCUGUGUCGAAUGGGAUCGUGCGUCAACGCUAUCAUGACAAGUGACGAUACCUCCUUCUACAGUAAUCUCCAGCUUCAAAAAAAUUGUAGUCAGCUCCAGAAUCAGGGCCUCAAACUGCCUUUCCUCGCGCGCUUUAUGCUCAGAAACACCGGUCUGGAUUUCAUACCAGCUCUGUCCUCCUUGGUGUCAUUCAAUCACGUUUGCAUCAUUCCUGCGUCGCGACCCGUGAUAACGCCACUGUUCUUCUUACGCGAAGACUCGAUUGCCGUCUUGCUUUAGCAUCAGCAUAAUUGGUUUUCUUUUUGCGACUCCACCUCCAAUCCAUCGCCAGUUCGUUCCCGAGGCGACAUCAACAACACGAAACCCGCAAUUUACCCCACUGCGCACGAAGCCAUGGUACACCAUCGCUGCCCGUCUCAAGAUCUACCAUGGUUACUUGAUUCUUUUGUAAACUACACGUACACCCGACUUUACACGGUGGCAUGUUACCACGACUGCAAUUGAAUUCCACGGACCUUCGCUCAGCAGCGUUGGACGACAAUCUAUCAGCAUCUUCCUUGCACGUCUCCCCGCAUCCAUCUCCACUUUUUGAAUUCACUGCCAUGGCGCAGCACAUCCGAGUCACAGUCACAUGAGUUCGGACCUCACCCACAAGUCGUUGGGCUUGUUGCGCCACUAAUCUCGGAAGGGGAAACACGAAGUAAGGAUGAUGUUUGUGCUCACUGCUCACUGCCUGAUUCUGAUGUACGCUUACCGCUGUGCCCCGUAGGGCCGUAGCCCCUUCUGAUGAUCGUCAUCGUUGGUGACCGAAACGCAAGUGUGCCACGCCAGCAACGGGUAGCCUAACUGCCCGACGCUGGACAGCCAAAGAGCAUCGUCACUUGCUUACGACCAUUCGCCUGCUCCGUGAUAUGAGGUUGUUGUAGCAAACUGCACACAAAUCACGUGUAAGGUGAAACAGAUCAUGAUGAGUUUGCGCGUGUUCCUCAGCAGCAAUCAAUCAAUUGCGCAAGAUUGUAUUUAUAGACACGCCAUAGGUGGUGGGAGCUCGUGCUACGAUUCAACUGAUUCGGACAUGAUGUUCUACCUCUUCUUUGCACUCGGCCUACUUGUGAUACUUGCGCCGCUCAUCGUAGCUUUCAUGGCAUAUGUAUUGAAUGUCAUAGGUUUCGGACCUCUAGGUCCCAUCGGAGGUAAACAUAUCUCAAUUGAACAAAACCACGUUUCAUUGUCUAAGCCUGAAGUACUGACGAUUCGAAGGCUCAUAUGCAGCAUGGUGGCAGUCAUUCUACGAAGGGUUCGUCCCCCCAGGCUCUCUCUUCUCAAUUCUUCAGUGGCUAGGCAUGAAGCUGCGCUGGCUCUCUGA